Molecule: messenger RNA, 533 nt
Organism: Rotaria sp. Silwood1
Lineage: Eukaryota; Metazoa; Rotifera; Eurotatoria; Philodinida; Philodinidae
Source: the annotation of a GenBank genome assembly
AAAUUUUGUCUUUACAAGGAGAUAUUCGUUCAUUUAAAACAGGUUUAAAAGCUAAUUUAAAAGAUUUUAUAGAUCUUCAAGAUCAAGAAAAUGUUCCAAGUGAAUUAAGAUUUUUUGAAGGUUUUAAUCUUAAUAAAUUUUUGCUUAUUGAAGAAGAUAAAUCUUGGUGGGAUUGGAAUGCUUUUGCCGUUGCAAUGAUAGGACUUGUUCAAGUCAUUGCCGAAGCUGUUUUAGUAACCUUUGAAGAAAAUUUAUUAAAAGAAAUAAUCGGUUUAAUAAAUAAUAAAGUAGAAACUGUUUAUCUUCAAAAAAAAACAUUAGGAAAAUAUAUUUUAUUACCUCAACAAUUUGAUAAUAUUCGAACACGAGUUGUAUCUUCUUUAAGAAAUAGUUAUCAUCUAUUUGCUGAUGGUCUAAAGAAAUCAAAUUCAAAAUACGUUAAAAUAGCUGCUACUACUCUUAAAGCAAUAGAUAUCAUUAAUAAGUUGUGGACUGUAGUUCAAUCUGUCUUACAGUUCGAAAAAUGUCUUUAA